Aspergillus affinis is the source of this 432-nucleotide messenger RNA. RefSeq lists its product as uncharacterized. Bases 1 to 432 code for a protein of 143 amino acids. The transcript has 3 exons. The record is from RefSeq and is a predicted model, not a curated record. Lineage: Eukaryota; Fungi; Ascomycota; Eurotiomycetes; Eurotiales; Aspergillaceae.
AUGGCCCAGGGCUCGGGGUCGUGCUUUCUUGACGCUGAAAGAAUUCAGCUAAUCGCACAGAUAGAGAAAACGAGAAGUGCACCUGCCCAGGUCGUGAAAAAAUGGGCACAAAAAAAGAAGAAUAAGAGCCCGUCUAUUGCUUCGCCAGAAGAUCUCUCCCUCCCCGACCACUGCAUCUUAGAAAUGCAGUGGGUUUUACAACGUCUUCUUGCUAUUGCCGGGGCCGCCGAGCCAGAGGAUCUUUCCGAGGACGAUACUGACGACGACAUGGGAUUUGAUGAUUAUCGAAAGAUGGGAUUGUGCUCGUCGAGUACCAAGCAGCGACCCGAAACCUCCCCCGGCUCCUCUCUAGCAACUGAAGAAUCGAUCGGAAGAGAUGUAGAGGAUUGUGUUUCGGGGCCGUUGACGGCUGACCAAGAAAAUGAGCAGUAA